AUGUCACCAACAGCCAAUACUACUACGAUUACCCCAGAUCAUAGGGAAAAGCCACAGUUGAAACCUUGGGUAACCCCCAACGAAACUAAAUAUGAAUUAGAUUACGCUGAAUUAGUUACAAUUGAUCUCGCCAAAUUUGAACAUGAUAAACAUGGAUUAGCUCAGGAUCUUCAUAAUGCUAUUGAAAAGAAUGGUGGAUUCUUUGGAGUUAUCAAUAGUGGAAUCGAUCAACAAGAAAUAUUUCAAUUGGGACAACUGUUUUUCAAUGAUUAUUCCCUCGAAUCUAAAUCAAAAGUCCCCGUUAAUUUUGAAACAGGGAAUUAUUUUGGGUAUAAAUCAAAGGGGAAUAAAUUCUUAUUCGGAACUGAUGUUAAAGAGAAUUCAGAAAUCUUUAAUAUUGCAAAAUUUAAUGGUUUAAAUGAUAAAUAUCAUGAUUUAGAUUUUGUGAAAGAUAAUUUCGAUCAAUUAUCAAAAGUAUCUCAUGAAUGUUUUGAUAUCGUUAAGAAAUUAUUAACUUUAUUUGGUAUUAUUUUAGAAUUAGAUGAUGAAUUAUAUUUCGUUAAACGUCAUUUAUAUGAAGAUCCAAGUGAUGAUCAAUUAAGAUAUAUGAAAUAUCAUCCUAGAACCCCUGAAGAUGAUGCUAAAGUGGAAAAUACUUGGGCAAGAGCUCAUACUGAUUUCGGUACUUUAACUUUAUUAUUCAAUCAAUUAGUAGUUGGUUUACAAAUUAAACUGGGGGAGGAAUGGAAAUAUGUCAAACCAAUUAGAAAUGGUAUUAUUUGUAAUGUGGGGGAUACGCUUAAUUUUUGGUCAGGAGGUUAUUUCAAAUCAACGAUUCAUCGUGUCAUAAGACCACCUCCAGAUCAAAUUGAUAAACCUAGAAUUGGAGCCUUUUAUUUUGUAAGACCUGGUGAUAAAGCUUUGAUUGAAGUGGCUGAUUCUCCAUUAUUAAAGAGAUUAGGGUUAUAUAAGCAAACCAAAGAGCCAAUCAUUGGUACUGAAUAUGUCAGAAAGAGAGUAGUUGAUUAUCAUAAUAGACCAACUUAUGAAAAACAAAGCAAUGUUAAAUUCAAAGUUGGUGAUUUUGAAAUUGUUGAUGAUUUGAAUGAUAUUUUGAAGCAUGAAGAUGAAUAUCCCAAAUCAGAAGAUAUAAUGGAUGCUGAGAAUAGAUCUAAAUACUUCACUCAAACUGAAAAGCAAGUUGUUGAUGUAGAAAAGACCAGUCAAAGAUUUCAAUAUUUAUUAGGUUUAACUGGAUUAUUUCAUCAUUUCAUUGAAGCUAAAGCUAAUAAAGAUCCAUUAUUUAGAAAGAUUGUGGAUGAUUUACAUAAUGAUAAACAUUCUAAUAAAGUGAAAGGAUCAUCGAGAAGAAGAAAAACUGAAAAGGAAGAAGAUGCUGAAUUAUUAAAUGAUGAAGUUGAUACUACUCCAAUUCUUGAAUUCACUGAAAGUCCAGGGUACGUUCAUGGAGAAUUAAGACCAUAUCAAAUCCAAGGUUUAAAUUGGUUAAUAUCAUUAUAUGAAAACAAUUUAUCUGGAAUCUUGGCUGAUGAAAUGGGAUUAGGUAAAACUUUACAAACCAUUUCAUUCUUAGGUUAUUUAAGAUAUAUUAAACAUAUUAAUGGACCUCAUAUUGUGAUUACACCUAAAUCUACUUUGGAUAAUUGGGCUCGUGAAUUUAAUAGAUGGAUUCCUGAUAUUAGAGUAUUAGUAUUACAAGGUGAUAAAGAUGAAAGAAGUGAUAUUAUUAAAAGUAAGAUUUUAACAUGUAAAUUCGAUGUUAUUAUUGUAUCUUAUGAAAUUGUUAUACGAGAAAAAGCUACAUUCAGAAAAUUUAAUUGGGAAUAUAUUAUUAUUGAUGAAGCUCAUAGAAUUAAAAAUGAAGAAUCAUUAUUAUCUCAAAUCAUUAGAAUGUUUCAUUCCAAGAAUAGAUUAUUAAUCACUGGUACUCCCUUACAAAAUAAUUUACGAGAGUUAUGGGCCCUUUUGAAUUUCAUCUUACCUGAUGUAUUUGCUGAUAAUGAAUCAUUUGAUGAAUGGUUUUCCAAUGGUGGUAGUCCCAACAAUGGAGAUGGAAAUGAUGAAAGACAAGGUACUGUGAUUCAACAAUUACAUAAAGUUUUAAAACCAUUUUUAUUAAGAAGAAUCAAAGCUGAUGUUGAGAAAUCAUUAUUACCCAAACAAGAAUUAAAUGUUUAUGUUAAAAUGAGUGAUAUGCAGAGAAAAUGGUAUCAAAAGAUUUUAGAAAAAGAUAUUGAUGCUGUGAAUGGAGCUAAUAAAAAGGAAAGUAAAACUCGAUUAUUAAACAUUGUAAUGCAAUUAAGAAAAUGUUGUAAUCAUCCUUAUUUAUUCGAAGGAGCUGAACCUGGACCACCAUUCACUACUGAUGAACAUUUAGUAUUCAAUUCUCAAAAAAUGAUAAUUCUUGAUAAAUUAUUAAAGAAAUUCCGAUCAGAAGGUUCAAGAGUAUUAAUUUUUUCUCAAAUGAGUAGAAUGUUAGAUAUUUUAGAAGAUUAUUGUUAUUUCCGAGAAUUUGAAUAUUGUCGAAUUGAUGGUCAAACUGAACAUGCUGAUAGAGUUAAUGCUAUUGAUGAAUAUAAUAAACCUGGUAGUGAUAAAUUUGUAUUUUUAUUAACCACUAGAGCUGGUGGUUUAGGGAUUAAUUUAACAAGUGCAGAUAUUGUUAUAUUAUUUGACUCUGAUUGGAAUCCACAAGCUGAUUUACAAGCUAUGGAUCGUGCUCAUAGAAUUGGGCAAACUAAACAAGUUAAAGUAUUCCGUUUUAUUACUGGUAAUGCGAUUGAAGAAAAAGUAUUGGAAAGAGCUACUCAAAAAUUAAGAUUAGAUCAAUUAGUUAUUCAACAAGGGAGAAAUACGGGAGGACUUGAUGGUCAACAAAGUAGUAAAGCAGCUUCUAAGAAUGAAUUAUUAGAUAUGAUUCAAUUUGGAGCUGCUGAUAUGUUUGGUAAUGGAUCUAAUAAUGAAUCGGGAGAUAUUGAUAUUGAAGAAAUUUUAAAACAAUCAGAAAGUAAAACCCAAGAAUUAAAUCAAAAAUAUUCGAAAUUAGAUUUAAAUGCCUUACAAAAUUUCACUAAUGAUGAAUCAGUGUAUGAAUGGAAUGGAGAAAAUUUCAAAAAGAAAGAACCAACUGCCAUAACUAAUAUUGGUCAUGCAUGGAUAAAUCCUGGUAAAAGAGAGCGUAAAGAGAAUUAUUCGAUUGAUAUGUAUUAUAAGGAUGUAUUAAAUACAGGAGGUCGUACUAAUAAUCCAGGACCAAAAUCAGGACCUAGACCACCUAAACAAUUAAAUAUUUAUGAUCAUCAAUUUUAUCCUGCCAAAUUAUUAGAAUUGAUUGAAUUAGAAAAGAAUUAUUAUAAGAAACAAAUCAGAUAUAAAGUCCCUAUUAAAGCAGGUGAUGCUUCCACUUUAAAAGAUCGUGAAUUGGAUCAAAAAUUAGAACAAGAAGAAAUUGAUAAUUCUCGUGCAUUAACUGAUGAUGAAAAAAUUUUAAAAGAAGAAUUAUUAACUCAGGGUUAUAGUAAUUGGAAUCGACGUGAUUUCACUCAUUUCAUUACGGUGUGUUGUAAAUAUGGAAGAAAUAGUAUUCCAUUAAUAGCACAAGAAUUUGAAGAUAAGACGAUUGAAGAAGUUCGAGAAUAUGCCAAAGCAUUUUGGAAGAAUUAUAGUGAGAUUGAAGGAUAUGAAAGAUAUAUUAAUCAAAUUGAAUUAGGAGAAGAGAAGAUUCUUAAAUUGAAAUUACAAAAGGAAGCCCUUCGAAGAAAAUUAUCUCAAUAUAAGUAUCCUUUACAAGAAUUAAUUUUAAAAUUCCCUCCAUCAGCUACUAAUAAAAGAACAUUUAGUGAAGAGGAAGAUCGAUUUUUAUUAGUUCAAGUAUAUCGAUUUGGAUUAGAGAGUCCUGAUUUAUAUGAACGAAUUAAAUUAGCUAUUCGAGAAUCACCAUUAUUUCAAUUUGAUUUCUUUUUCCAAAGUCGUAAUUCAGGGGAAUUAUCAAGAAGAUGUACAACGUUAUUAACUUGUAUUCUUAAGGAAAUUAAUCCUGAUCAAAAAGUGAGUGAAAUAAAUGGAUCGGAAGUUAAUGGUAAUGGAAAGAGAAAGAAAGAAUCUACCCCAGACGUUAAAAAGAAAGUCAAAAAGUAA
Messenger RNA from Scheffersomyces coipomensis, 4158 nucleotides. Its product is annotated as chromatin-remodeling ATPase. Gene Ontology annotation, cellular component: chromatin; nucleus. The record is from RefSeq and is a predicted model, not a curated record. Gene Ontology annotation, molecular function: nucleosome binding; DNA binding; ATP-dependent chromatin remodeler activity. Gene Ontology annotation, biological process: regulation of transcription by RNA polymerase II; nucleosome organization. The transcript is spliced from 2 exons. NCBI's taxonomy places the organism in Eukaryota, Fungi, Ascomycota, Pichiomycetes, Serinales, Debaryomycetaceae. Bases 1 to 4158 code for a protein of 1385 amino acids.